Molecule: messenger RNA, 984 nt
Organism: Endocarpon pusillum Z07020
Lineage: Eukaryota; Fungi; Ascomycota; Eurotiomycetes; Verrucariales; Verrucariaceae
Exons: 3
Coding region: 1-984 (327 amino acids)
Cellular component (GO): oligosaccharyltransferase complex
Source: RefSeq, a predicted model, not a curated record
AUGAAGCUCUACAGUCUUUGCGUGCUGUCUCUCUUCUGCUUCGGUGCUUUAGCUGCCAGACCUUCCUCCGCCGACAAAUUCCGAACCUACCACAGCCGUUCUCUAUCGUCCAGUCCACUAGACCUCGACGAUACCACGUACGAGAAGCUGACAUCUGCUCCUCGAGACUAUUCCAUAGCUGUGGUUUUCACUGCUAUGGGAGCUCAAUUUGGUUGUAAGCUAUGUCGAGACUUCGCUCCGGAGUGGGAAUUGAUUGCAAAGAGCUGGAAUAAGGGUGACAAGAAGGGGGAGUCGAGAAUGCUCUUCAGCACACUUGAUUUCAGCAGUGGAAAGAACACGUUCCAAGACUUAAUGCUUCAAACCGCACCUGUCCUUAUGCUAUUCCCGCCUACUGUAGGCCCAGGGGCGAAGCUGGAUGCACAACCCAUCAGAUUUGACUUUCAGAGCGCCCCGUCAGCAGAAGAGGUGCACAGCUGGAUCAGUCGUCAUCUGCCUCCUGGGCCUAGGCCUCCACUUGUUCGACCGUUCAAUUACAUUGGCCUCAUCACCACUACAACGCUUGUCCUCGGUCUGAUCACGUUCAUUACCCUUGCGACACCCUACAUUGUCCCUGUAAUUCAGAAUCGUAAUCUUUGGGCUGGCAUCAGUCUUAUUGCCAUUCUACUAUUCACAAGUGGCCAUAUGUACAACCACAUCCGAAAGGUCCCGUACGUUUCUGGCGAUGGUAAAGGUGGGAUCACCUAUUUCGCUGGAGGGUUUUCCAACCAAUUUGGGAUGGAGACGCAAAUCGUGGCAGCUAUGUACGGGCUUCUGUCUUUCGCCACGAUUGCACUCGCCUUGAAGGUCCCUCGCAUGGCCGAUCCCAAGAGCCAGCAAGUAGCCGUUUUUAUCUGGUGCUCUGUCAUUCUAGGAAUGUAUAGCUUUCUGCUCAGCGUCUUCCGCACGAAGAGUUCCGGGUACCCCUUCUGGCUACCUCCCUUCUAG